Messenger RNA from Pestalotiopsis fici W106-1, 1002 nucleotides. RefSeq lists its product as uncharacterized. The transcript is spliced from 3 exons. The coding region runs from base 1 to 1002 and encodes 333 amino acids. Lineage: Eukaryota; Fungi; Ascomycota; Sordariomycetes; Amphisphaeriales; Sporocadaceae. The record is from RefSeq and is a predicted model, not a curated record.
AUGGUAGAACUAUCUAAUACCCGCCCGAUUGGCAUACUCGCGGGUUACCUCCUGGCCUGCGCUGGGCUCACCGUCUUUUGCAUCCGGAUUGCCUGGACGCGGGGAGGAUCCUCGCGCCCCGUUGACCGGCGGCGCCGGCACGCCAUUGUCGUCUUCAGCGCCCUCGCGGCUCUCAGCCUGGCAACGACAUGGUACCACAUGUUUUGCUUCUUUCAAUGGUCUUACCAAGAAUGGGCGGCGGCCUCGUCGGCCUCGUCGCCGCUUUUUGGUCUCCUCGGCGGCGAAGACGGCAAGUUGCAUCUCGGCGCCUGGCUUCGUGAUACCACGCUUUUUCAGCAGGCUUGGGUCGCGACCUUGGAGACGCCUCUGCGAGCGUGGUGGUCAAUGCAAAUCUUUGGCUUUUGUGCUAUAUGGAGCGUUAUGCUGGCUGCUCAAGGCCAGAAGAGUAGAAUUCCCCACCUCUGGCUCUUCAUGUUACUGGGUCAGAUUGUCGCCAUCUCCUUUGCGGCCAAUUUGUCCUUUGUCACGUUUCUGGUAUAUGACGAAGCCAACGAGGUAUCGUCGAUCCACGACAAGAAGGAUAUGAAGAAGAAUCAACCGAGUCCAAACCCGCAAGCAACAAGAAAUUCGUGGUUACCAACGGCCUGGCUCGCGGUGCUCGGUGUCAAUCUGAUCUCGGCUCUCAUCAUCCCGCGCCAGCUUGACCAUUCUAAAUUCUUGUAUCUGCUUCUGGCGCCUCAUGUCCUGGCGUUUGUUCCCUUUGUCUUGAACGCUGUAUUUGCUGCUCCGCACCCAUCCGACGCCCUCUUCUUUUCCUCUCGGCAGCCUUCCACGGUGGCCCGGGCAGGGAUCAUGGCCGUCUUGCUUGCGGCGGCUUGCUCUCGCGUCUUUGCGGCCGGCGGUGACUUGGGCCAGAUUGCCGCGACGCUCUUUGACAGAAAAAUGGGGAUGACUGCUAUUUUGGGUCUCGCGCUAUUUUACUCUGUCUUAUGGUGUCUUUAG